Messenger RNA from Melitaea cinxia (Glanville fritillary), 2256 nucleotides. Its product is annotated as peptidyl-prolyl cis-trans isomerase FKBP2. Bases 80 to 2059 code for a protein of 659 amino acids. The record is from RefSeq and is a predicted model, not a curated record. Lineage: Eukaryota; Metazoa; Arthropoda; Insecta; Lepidoptera; Nymphalidae. Gene Ontology annotation, biological process: protein peptidyl-prolyl isomerization. Gene Ontology annotation, molecular function: peptidyl-prolyl cis-trans isomerase activity. The transcript has 3 exons.
AAAAAAUAUUAUUGAGACAGCAAUCACUAACAGUAAUCGCAGUUAUAGACAUUUCAAUGAAUUUAAUAAAACUGUAGCCAUGGCUAUUUACAAAAAUUCACCUAAAACAUACAAAUAUUUAUCACAGCUAUUUCCUUUUCCUAGCAGCAGGACGCUGCUUAGAGCUGUAUUACCUAUGACUAUUGAUACAUGUAUAAAUAAAACUAUUUUAAAUAAUCUACAGGCGAGAACAAAAUAUCUAUCUGAUGAUGAAAAAAUAUGUGUUCUUGUGUUUAAUACUAUGGAACUUAAAAGAAGGUUAAUGUAUAAUGUUAAUUCUGAUAAAAUUGAUGGUUAUGAAGAUUUUGGUGGUGAUCAAAGAACCGGAAAUAUUGCGAGUUCCGUGCUUGUGACUAUGGUACAAGGGAUUCGAAAAAACUUUAAACUACCUAUUGCACAUUAUUUUUUUAAUGGAAAUAUGCCGAUCGAGAGAUUGGCUACUGUAAUUGAAAAUAACAUAAGAGCCAUUACUGAAAGUGGCUAUGAAGUUAUAGCUACAGUAUGUGAUCAUAGGUCUACAAAUAUGGCUGCCUUGAAUUUAUUAAAAACGUGGGGAAAUUCCCCAGAAUCUCAUUAUUUUUUUAUUGAUGAUAAGAAAAUUUUCAUAAUUUAUGAUGUCCCCCAUCUUUUAAAAUCUAUUAGAGAUAACUUCUAUCAAGCUGGAGAAAUGAUAAUAGAUAAUAAGAGAGGAAAAUGGGAGCAUUUACUAUUGGUUGAAAAAAUUAAUAAUAGUAUGCUUCAUUUUUAUAAAAUUACAAAAUCACACGUUAAACCUAACAUUAAGCCUAAUAUGAAGGUUAAUUGUGCAAUAGAAAUAUUAAGCAACACAGUGGCAGCAAUCUUAAAGUGUCUGUCUAUGAAUGUAGACUAUCGAGAAAAUAGUAUGGAGAUAUUGCAGACGGCACAUGUUAUUGAAUUCCUCGAUCGAUUAUUCGACUGCACUAAUGGUCCUAGUUCCAAAAGUGAUAUUAAAAAAAAUAUCCGAGAAAAUGUAAAAAAAAAUAGUUUUCAUCACACACUUUGGACUGAUUAUAAAAUAAAGUUAGGAUCUACGAAAUUUAUUAAUCCGAACGACCAGUAUACAUUCAAGAAUGCUGGCUGCAUAAAAGGAUAUAUAACGACAAUAUCAUCAUUACAAGAUAUUUGGAGUUAUUUGCAGUCUAAAAAUAUUAAAUUUUUAAAUCUACGUCGUUUAAAUAUGGAUGCAUUAGAAGAUUUAUUCACAAAAAUUAGGCAAUACGGUCCUCCAUUUAAUAAUCCUACGUGCUACCAAUUUAUUUCCGGUUUAAAAUCGACUUUAAUUACACAUCUCAGCUCCCCUCUAGGCCAAAUAAACGACCAAGACGAAGGGUAUAAGACUUUAAGUGAAUUCCAAAAAAUUAUUUUUCCUAAACAGGACAAAAUUACAAAUGGUAAAAAAAUAGCGGAAGAGAUGUCGGAAAUACAGAAAGUAUUUAAAGAUGUGGAUGUAGCGCCCACUGUUUUUUUAGGUGGUUAUUUGGCGUUAGCUCUUUCGAAAUAUGAAUCCUGCAAAGCGUGUAUCAAUUCACUAAAAGUCACUAGUCCCGAAUCAAACACUAUGUAUGAUUGUAAUUCAUUACGCGAAUGGUGGAAGGAUGAAAAUUCUCUAACGUAUCCUACCGAAGGCCUGUGUCGUACAGUAGACGAAGCUACAGAAGCGUUCGAGACUUUGGUACAGCCACAAAUUUACGUUAAAGAUGUAGUUGGUUUAUGUAAAAAUGAAAUUUCUAAACGGACGAUAGAUUUUUCAUGGUUAUGUGAACUGCAUAAAGAUAAAAUAUCCGAGGAAAUAAUACGACUUGUAAGUGUACUGUUCAUUCGGAACUAUUGUCAAAUAGCAAACAAAUUUUUAAUAGCCAGUACUCGUCCUCAUAAAAAAACAGAAAGAAAAAACAGUAAAGCAAUAGAAACUGAAUAUGUUGCAGAAAUAAACAUUCAUCAACAGCCGUUCAGCGAAUUCACUGUUUAUUUAGCGCCAGAUGGUCACGGUAAUUCAUAAAAAAGAAAAACAGAUCAGAUUUGGCAUUUUCGUGAUCACAUUUUUGUUAUGAAUCUUUAAGAUACAGAUUAAAGGGUACACUAGAAGAUGGCACGGAGUUUGAUAGUUCUAUCCCACGGGGUAAUCCCCUCACUUUUACUCUCGGCUCCGGUCAAGUCAUUAAAGGUUGGGACCAGGGCUUGAUUGGUAUGUGUGAA